Molecule: messenger RNA, 546 nt
Organism: Phaedon cochleariae (mustard beetle)
Lineage: Eukaryota; Metazoa; Arthropoda; Insecta; Coleoptera; Chrysomelidae
Source: the annotation of a GenBank genome assembly
AUGUUGGCUUUUCAUUCUUCAACUGGUUGCGAUACCGUUUCCACAUUUUGUGAUAUUGGUAAGAAGACAGCUUGGAAGGUCUGGAUGUCAUUUCGUGAAAUUGAUCGUGUAUUGCAUCAGCUUUGUAGAAGCAUCUCGGAUAUUGAUGAUGAAUGUUAUGCUGUGUUACAGCGAUUUGUUAUUCUACUUUAUGAUCGAGCAUCAGAUCUUCAGAACAUCAAUGACUGCAGAAGAGUGUUGUUUACAAGAAAGAAUCGAGCAAUAGAAAACAUUCCUCCUACAGCAGAUGCUUUAGCACAACAUAUUGAACGUGCUACUCUUCAAGCAAGAAUCUGGAACAACAGCCUCGAUUCACAAUACGUAAUACCUUCCCCAACCAAUCGGGGAUGGACUGUGACUUCAGAAGAAUCAUACCGAUAUGUGUGGGCAAUAACUCCGGAAGUGGCAAAACACUGUGUACAACUCACCACUUGUACUUGUCGCAAGAGAUGCACAUCUUGUGAAUGUAUUAAAAUGGAAAUACGAUGUACAAAACUUUGUGUAUGA